UUUGUUUGGUUUUUUUACCCGGUGCACUUGAAAGGUCACCUUGUCUUGCUGGAAAAGAAGCAAACUGCUGCUCACUGUUUAGCAGCUUCCACGUGCAUUUCUUAAAUGUUCCUGUCUAGUUAGGCUACCUAGCUUUACAGAGAAGUAUACUCAUGGUAGAUGAGAAAGGAAAGAACAUGAAAUGUCUCACCUUCUUCUUGAUGCUUCCAGAGACAGUCAAGAACAGGUCCAAGAAGAACUCUAAGAAGGGAAAUAGCAGCAGCAGUAGCAGCAGCAAAUUGCCUCCAGUUUGCUAUGAAAUCAUUACCUUGAAGACCAAAAAGAAGAAGAAGAUGGCUGCUGAUAUUUUUCCCCGAAAGAAACCAGCUAAUACUAAUACAACUGCUGUCCAGCAGUACCACCAGCAAAAUCUCAAUAACAACAACACUAUUCCAGCACCUAAUUGGCAAGGACUUUAUCCAACCAUCAGAGAGAGAAACGCAGUGAUGUUCAACAAUGACUUGAUGGCAGAUGUUCAUUUUGUGGUCGGGCCACCAGGUGGGACCCAGCGGCUCCCAGGACACAAAUAUGUCCUGGCUGUUGGGAGCUCUGUGUUCCACGCGAUGUUUUACGGAGAGCUCGCUGAGGACAAAGAUGAAAUCCGUAUACCAGAUGUUGAGCCUGCUGCUUUUCUUGCAAUGCUGAAAUACAUAUAUUGUGAUGAAAUUGAUUUGGCUGCAGAUACCGUCCUGGCCACGCUUUACGCUGCCAAGAAGUAUAUCGUCCCUCAUCUUGCCCGUGCCUGCGUCAACUUUCUAGAGACAAGUCUAAGUGCAAAGAAUGCCUGCGUGCUGCUUUCCCAGAGCUGCUUGUUCGAGGAACCUGACCUGACCCAGCGCUGUUGGGAAGUGAUUGAUGCCCAGGCUGAGCUGGCUUUGAAGUCUGAGGGAUUCUGUGACAUUGAUUUUCAGACACUUGAAAGCAUUCUCCGAAGGGAGACUCUGAAUGCCAAAGAAAUUGUUGUGUUUGAAGCAGCUCUGAACUGGGCUGAAGUGGAGUGUCAGCGACAAGAGCUAACGGCCACCAUCGAGAACAAGCGCAAGGUCCUGGGGAAGGCUCUCUACUUGAUACGCAUCCCUACCAUGGCACUCGAUGACUUCGCCAAUGGUGCCGCUCAGUCCGGGAUUCUGACGCUCAAUGAAACCAAUGAUAUCUUCCUCUGGUACACAGCUGCCAAAAAGCCAGAGCUGCAGUUUGUAAGCAAGCCCCGGAAGGGCCUCGUUCCUCAGCGGUGCCACCGCUUCCAGUCCUGCGCUUACCGCAGCAACCAGUGGCGCUACAGGGGCCGGUGUGACAGCAUCCAGUUUGCAGUUGAUAAGAGAGUGUUUAUUGCUGGCUUUGGACUGUAUGGUUCCAGCUGUGGAUCAGCAGAGUACAGUGCCAAGAUCGAACUCAAAAGACAAGGAGUUAUCCUAGGCCAGAACUUGAGUAAAUACUUCUCAGAUGGUUCUAGUAACACUUUUCCCGUGUGGUUUGAAUACCCGGUGCAGAUUGAGCCUGACACCUUUUACACGGCUAGUGUGAUUCUGGAUGGUAAUGAACUCAGCUAUUUUGGACAAGAAGGGAUGACAGAAGUCCAGUGUGGGAAGGUGACUGUUCAGUUUCAGUGCUCUUCAGACAGUACAAACGGCACUGGGGUACAGGGAGGGCAAAUUCCCGAACUCAUAUUUUAUGCUUGAAUGACAAUGUGCGGAGACAAGGCAUUUUGCUAUGAAGAACCUGUCUGGUUCAGGCCUACUGACACUUAGCUUUUUAUCUGCAGAUAUGUGAUCAGUACAGGUAAUAUGUAAUUAAACGCUGUGGGCAAGUUUCUGGCUUGCUAUACUUAUAGCAUUGUUGGUGAUUAAGUGUGAUAUUUAAACUGGAAGCUCUUAGGAGCAAGCAAGUUUUAAAGGCUUUGUAAGAGUGGUGCCUCUUUGCUGAUGAUGCUGACUCUUCGAUGCACCUGUGAAUCAUGAGAGGAUGU
This is a messenger RNA of Dryobates pubescens (Downy woodpecker), 2005 nucleotides long. It is a transcript of the gene BTBD3, whose product is annotated as BTB domain containing 3. The transcript is spliced from 4 exons. NCBI's taxonomy places the organism in Eukaryota, Metazoa, Chordata, Aves, Piciformes, Picidae. Gene Ontology annotation, biological process: neurogenesis; dendrite morphogenesis; cerebral cortex development. Gene Ontology annotation, molecular function: protein binding. Gene Ontology annotation, cellular component: cytosol. The coding region runs from base 153 to 1718 and encodes 521 amino acids. The record is from RefSeq and is a predicted model, not a curated record.